Cordyceps fumosorosea ARSEF 2679 is the source of this 2460-nucleotide messenger RNA. Its product is annotated as PtaB protein. The record is from RefSeq and is a predicted model, not a curated record. Gene Ontology annotation, biological process: positive regulation of transcription by RNA polymerase II; negative regulation of transcription by RNA polymerase II. The transcript has 2 exons. Bases 1 to 2460 code for a protein of 819 amino acids. Gene Ontology annotation, cellular component: transcription regulator complex; nucleus. Lineage: Eukaryota; Fungi; Ascomycota; Sordariomycetes; Hypocreales; Cordycipitaceae.
AUGAUGGCCACGAGUAUGGGCCCCAACUUCCAGGGCCAUCCCGCCAACAUGGGACACCCGGGUGUUGCUGGUCAUCCCAUGGGUCCCGGUAUGAAUGCGAAUGGUGGACAACCAGGCACGCCUGGUGGUGGCAUGCCUCAUCAGUUCGCGGGCAACCCGAUGGCCGCGGGCAACCCGGGGAUGAAUCCUGCCAUGAUGGCGGCCAUGCAACAACACAGCGGAGGCCAUAACCUCCAAGCCACCUUCCAGCAUAUGAGCCCUGCUCAGCAGCAAGCCUACCAGCAGCAAAUGCAGUCCCAAUGUGAGCCGCGCCGUUUCCUUGUUGCCAUUUCUCGGAGCCGUGCUAACUGCCAAUCUUCUUUCCCCCAUCCAGUCACUAAUCCACAAGCAGUUGCCCAAAUGCGUCAGCAGCAAGUAUACGUCCAGCAACAACGGCAGGCUUUGAUGGCUCAACAGGCCAUGGCCCAGAAUGGUGGCAUGGCGCCCAAUCAGAUGGCCGCCAACGGCAUGGCUGCCAACGGCAUGCCCAUGAAUAUACAGUUGACGGCACAGCAGAUGCAGCAGCUGCGACAGGGUGGUCGAAUCAACGCUAUGCAGCACCCUCAGGCUCAUGCUGCUAUGAUGGCCCAGCAAUUGGCUCUGCAACAACAACACGCCGCGCAAAACCAGAUGCAACAGGGCGGGCCGAACGCCCAGCAGAUGCAGAUGAAUGCACAAGCGUUGCAGCACCUGCAACAACAACAGCAGGCCCAGGCCGCCCAAGCCGCCCAGGCCGCCCAGGCUGCCCAGGCACAGCAGCAACAACAAGUCGGCCCCAAUGCACAGGCACAGAUGGCCGCCCAGCAAGGGCAGCAGCAAGGUCCACAAGGGCAACAGAACCAGCAGGGUCAACAACAAGGCCAACCGGGUCAACAGCCCCCAGGCCAGGGCCAACCUGGUCAGCAAGCCCAAGUCCAGGCGCAGCAGCAAGCGCAGCAGCAAGCGGCUGGACAAGCGCAGCAGCGACAGCAAACGCCCGCGCAGGGCUCGCAGGCCGGCACCCCUGCCCCGACUGGCCAGCAUACGCCGCAGCAGACGCCUGCACCUGGACCAAACGUCGCGCAAACGCCGCAGGGUCAGCAACAGCAAAAUCCUGGCCAACCACCGCAGGGUCAGCAACAGCAGUCAGGUCAUCAACCCCAGCAGCAGCCGCAGCCUCAGCAGCAUCCCAUGCUGGCACAACACAUGAACGCCGCCACCGCCCAGCAGCUAGCCAUGAACAACAGCAUGUUACAGCAGCAGCGUAGGGAACACCUCAAGGCUCAGUGCCUGAUGAGGCUCUCCCAGCUGAGUGAGCAGUUGAGCGGCUAUCCUGGAGCCCGCAAUCGAGAUGACCUGAGCUAUUGGAACGACCUAGUCGGCCGUUUCUUCUCAAGAACAGCCAUCUUCCGCCACACCCUCCAUACGAGCGCCGAGGGCGAAGACACUGGCCCCCGCCAAUACGACAUUUCCUUCCCAGCCAUUGCCCGAUACUUUCACACCCACUUCGGUAGCGGCGUCAAGUCCAUGCAGCUCACUCUGGGACAAGGAACUGCCGACAGACCCCUGCCUGGUGAUGCUUACCACAUCGAGAACCCCAGAGCCAGCUUCAUCUAUUGGUUCGAGACGGGCUCGCACCUUGUAUCCAGUGGAAGCCUGCGAGUCCUAUUUGACAGUGAACAAAAGUUUGAGCUGUUCGAGUUCUUGGCCACCAGCCACGAAGAGUUCGUCGCGCGAAAGCAGGUUAUCGAUGCUGCCAAGCCGGCGCACGUCUGGAUGAAGGAGUGGCACAAGGUUAACUCGACCGACAGCAAGCAGUCUCCCGAAAUGUCCAAGAAGGGAAAGGGAAAGCAGCUCAAGUCGCCGCAGAGGGAGCCUCCCAAGGUCCUUAACGAUUUGCCCGAUUCAGCCGUCAACCGUCAGGGUGUCACCGAAGCCGUCUACCAGUUCCUGGAAAUCGUGGAAGUCAUGGGCCAGAUGAACCCACUGUUCAACUUUACCCACAGCAACCCUGGCCUUGGUCCCUAUGCUGCUCUGGAUCAAUAUGUAUCGACCUUUAUCAACGCGGGCCCUGGGCAAAUGAACGGCCAAGUGCCCCAAGGUGCCCCGAGAACACCCAGCUUCAGCCAGUUUAACAUGGGAGCCAGUCCGGCUGCGGCCAACAUGAACCUCCCGGGCUCCCCCCACAUGGGUAGCCCAGCUCCUGGUCAGAUUCAGGCGCCUGGCAUGCAGCUACAGCAGAGCCAGCAAGGGACCAGCUCGAGCGGGCCGAGUGCUAACACCUCGCCGGCCUCUAACAAGCGCAGACGUCCCUCAGCCGUCAAGAUCGAGGAGGACGGGCCCGGGGCGGGAACGCCAGGAGCCCAAGUCAACGGCACGGCCAACAGGAACAAGCCAGCUACUCCACGCAUGCCCAAACGUGUCAAGGCAAACCCGUCAUGA